GGUCUUGAACUUUCGGGCCACCACGACGACGUUGCGGAAAUUAGUGAAACUGUUUAAGUGUGCAGUCCUAAAUCGCGAUAUUAAUGUUUUCGCACUGUUUGCUUAUGUAUCAGUGACGAUUUAGAAGUGGUGGGGAGUCCGUUUUUCCGCAGGAAGGUAGUUUAGUGCUGGAGCUACUCAAAGUUCAGUACCCAUUUCUGGCAUCAAUUAGUGUUAUAAAACGCACGCCGCCUGUUAACUCGAGGCGCUUGAUGUAAUGCACGUAUAGCAAUAUUAUUAAUAAUUAAUUACAUUAGUAUUAGUAAUAAUAGUAAUAUUAUUAAUAAUUAAUAAUAUUGCUGUCGAAUCGUCAGGCCGGGUCAGGGUCAUUACAGGCAACUAGUAAAGCAAUACCAUAUUUAAACAUGUGGACCAGCAGAUCCUCAACGCUGCUGGGCCACAUGUUUAGGUAUUACAACCCCACUGCGAAAAAAAUGUGACUUCCUUUUUGAUGUUUUGUAUUUCAUUAAUGCGACUUACAUCUACUCCCACGAUUUCCCUGCUACUAGACUAGAUCAAGCAUAGAUUUCUUCAUUACGAUAUGCAAACUUUAUGCAGACUCAUAUUGUAUAAAUAUGAAAUACUGGCUAAAAAUAACUGACCUGAAAGAAUAAUAAGAUUAGACGCUUGAAAUAAACGUCAUUCUUGAAAAUGCAAGCAAAUCGGAAGAACCUGAUGUUAUACGCUCAAUUUUAUUAAUAACUACAGCAAAUAAAAGGACUGUUUCUAGGAUUAGAUAGGUAGCAAAGAACAAAGCAAUUCAAGAUGUCUGGCACUGGCACUGGCACACCGUCAGAGCUAGCUACAAGCGAAAUGCCGGUCUCCGAGCCCGAGGCGGAAGAAGCAGAGGUUACGCCUGCUGCGAAAUUAGCUACGUUCCCUCCAUACCCGCCUUACGCCACGGAGGUAGUACCGCCGUCAGUGGCAGAGGCAAUCAUCGCUGGCCAUGGGCUGAGGCUGCAACACAAGUCCAUCCCACGCAAAUCUAUAAAACCUCCUCCGAAACCAGCUAGACCCAGAGGUCCCAAAGCAACGGAUGUGAAGAUGACAAAAACUGCAUUUCGAGCCCACGCUCGAUGUCUACGCAAACAUGGUGCGAUCCUCACUGACCGUCUCGAGCGCAUGUCAAAGCCGACGCGGCGCUCCAUCAUAUACUUGUGGCGGGAACACGCUAACACGCUACCUCCAGAAACGAUUGCUCGUCUACGAUCAAUGUUAGACGCCGACGAACCAUUCAAACCAGAUCAAGCGUAUGAAUAUUUUAUCAACUUGAAAAAAACUCAGAAGAAAGCUGCUGCCACAUCACACAUUAAUGAUAUUAAGAAAGAUAUGUUGGCUAUGGUCGGCGAAAAAAGGUUCGUUUGGGCAAAAAAUGCUACUGUGGCAUUUGCUAGGGGCAUUCAACAACGAUUAUCCAGGCCUGGGCGUUAUGCACUCGCUGAUGGAAUGCUAAGGUUGUCCAACAUUAUUAUGGAUGAAAUUUGUGGUUAUAUGCACAUGAAAACUCCUUCCAGGCGGAAUACGCAUCCAAAAGCAAAGUUCAUGAUGGAGAUAUCUGACAAGGUUGCAGUUUGGAUCGACGAAAUACUAUCAGAAUCAGAUGACAGGAUGCUAAUGAUGGACUUCGAUGAAGACGACGACGUACUAGGUUCGAGAGGAGAUGGUGAUGGUUUCAUGGAUGAAUUCCUCGAUAUGAUGGGUUUUGGUGAAGGCGGAUCCCGCUUUCUAAACUUGGAUCGACCAGCACAUACAAGAUUUUCAGGUACACGCGUAAAAGUCUUUGCGCAUACCAUAUUGUUAUACGAGUUGUUGAAAUUAUAUUUAUUACCUAAUCAAUCUAGGACUGCAAUGGACCAGAAGGGCGAUAUGAAACUAAUUUCUCAUGGAAAAUUUGACUUUACUUACCAAGAAGCAUCUAAAGCGUUAAAAGAAACAAACAGUUUUAGAGCUACUGAAUACAUUGUGAAGGUUGCAAAAGAAAUUAAUGCGAAUCUGACAGAAACUGUAAAAGGCGUCACUCCGCCUCAACUCGCCAGGUCUAUGAAAGAUAUGGUUGAAAUCUGCUCCAAUUACUUAGCACAAGAUGCGGAAUUUAAUAAGACAAAAGGCUCAGCUUUUCAAAAAUUGAAAGAAGCCAUGAAGAAAAAAGGCAAUAAUGUAAUGUAUCAUAAGGGUCAAGUUAGCCGUACUUACGCUCAGGCAGCUCAACAACUUGAACGAGCUCAAGGUCUGGAAACAGAUCACGAUGACCCCAACCUGUCGCAAGGGAUACAUGCAAAAAUGACAGGGUUGGUACUAGGCAACAUUCCAGAAGAUAUGAAAACGGAGAUGGAAGAAACCGUGGACAUGUCUUCAAAAUAUUUAUCUCAAAAAGCCGUCGAUGAUUACGAACGUGGUCCAUUAUUUGAAUUUUUGAUUAAAACCCUGAAUAAAGAUGGAGAUCAGCCUUUUUCUGAUAUUUUUCCUCUCACCACGAGGAGUGCAACUGCACAAAUCUUGCAAACGGCACCAGAACUUUGGAACGCGAAACCUGACCCCGCGACUGUGGACAAAAUAAAAGGAGCUCUGCACAAAGCUGUAGACCCACACACUCCCAAUCAAAUGGCCGAAGAAAUGAAACGUGUAAUUAAUCAAAGUGCUAAUUACUUGUCCGGUUUACUACGAGAUAGAGGUACCGCGAUGGACUCGUUAUUAAAUAUGAUGAAAAAAAAUCCAGGAAAAGUGUUUUCAACAAGAAAUAAUUAUACGUUGGACUAUGGGCAAGCAGCAAAAGAAUGUGAUUAUUUCAGUAUUCAGGAAGCACCAGACCUCAUCACACAUUUGCAUAUAAAGGAUAUUGCUGAAGAAGGACAAGCAAAUUUAACGAAAGACAUGAAAAAUGAGACUCCAGUUGCAUUGCAGGCCCCAAUGGCAGCAUUGAUGAAAGACGUCUCCAAAUAUCUUUCCCAGGUGGUGGCCUUACGAAGUGGAAUAGCUGGUGAUAGAUAUCCAAAACACUUGCUGGCUUCAAUGGAUAAAGCUAUAGGAAGUAAACCCCUUUACAAGUACAAGUCGUACGGACAAAGUUACGGUGAAGCAGCAGAUGUUUUGCAACACGAGGGCCCCGUAUUUACUCCAGGAUCAGUACAACAGCCAGGAGAGCCUCUCUCAGCAUCCAAAACGGCGUUAGCAAUAUCGCAAGGAGUGUCUUUAAAUGAAAUACAUCCAACAGAAUCAACUAAGGAGUUGGGUCAUGAAAUUGCAUCCGAAAUGAAGAGAACCUUACCAAAGCAAAUAGCUCCAAAUGUUGCUGAAGAAUUGGAUGGUACUAUUGAAAACGCUGCUAAGCAAAUAGCGAAACACGCUACUGGACAAGGAAAAGCAUUGGAACAUUUGACGGGUCUAAUGAAAACGAAAGGAGACCAAAACCUUGCCAGAUUGCAAGGAUAUGAUCAGACCUACAGUGGUGCAGCAAAAAGGUUUGUUCUUGCUCCAACUUUGACUAAUGACAAGGUCGACAAAAAAGCUUACGAAGCUGUGAAAGCUAAACUCACCGACUUGACUAAGGACAAACCAGCUGAUGAAAAGGUUGCAAAAUAUAUACCAGGUAUUAUCGAAGAUAGCUCAAAAUUUCUAGCAGCACCAUCACCUGAGACGAACGCCGAAAAGAAAAAAGUGUUAGCUGAUUUACUAGCCAUGAAAAAAGAUCAAAUAUUAGAUGAGGAAGGUCCUUAUAAAAUGACUUAUCAAGAAGGUGGAGAGGAGCUUAUGCAUGCUCCAGCUGGUGCCAGUAAAGCUCAUAACGAGCAGAAGCAAAAAGAAAUGAUAAAGAAAAUUGAAUCUGUAUUACCCGAUAAAAAUAUGGCAGCCGCAUACAAAGGCCAAGCAAUGGCAGUCAUACAUGACAGUUUGAAUAAAGAAAAAGAUAAAAGGUUUCUUGAUGUUGGAAAUUUCAAGAAAAAUCAGGGACAAGUUGCGGAAUUAUUGAAAAAUGCACCCAAUUUUCAAGGUGAGAAAGCUUCUCCAGUUUUGUUGGAAAACGUUGAACACCAACUCGAUGUACUUCCCAAACAGAUGCCAGCAGAUAAACCACUAGCUAAGCAGCAUAUGAAAGAUACUACUGAAAUCGCUGCAAAAUAUAUCGCAUCUAAAGCUACGGCAGAAAGUGGUUUAGGAGCCCAAGAACUAGCAGAACUUCAUAAAGCUGGAUUCAACGAAGGAGCCAAAGCCGCAUCUGCAGCACAACGAAGAACUGUACAAGGAGAAUUUGUAAAACUAGAACCAGAAAGUGUAGGUGGACAGAAGCAAGCUGCAGACGGUAAAAUAUAUAGCCCUACACCUGAUGGCAAAGUUUACGGCCCUGAUGGCAAAGUAAUAAGCUCUGACGGUACAGCACAUACUCCUGAUGGUGUAACAGUGGGUCCAGAUGGAAAAUUAUAUGGUCCUGAUGGUAAAUUAUAUUUCCCCACCGGUAACGUAAUUGGCCCUGAUGGCAAAAUGUAUGGCCCUGAUGGCAAAGUCAUUGGCCCUGCCGGUAUAGCACACACUCCUAAUGGUGUAACAGUGGGUCCAGAUGGAAAAUUAUAUGGUCCUGAUGGUAAAUUAUAUUUCCCUACUGGUAACGUUAUUGGCCCUGAUGGCAAAAUUUACGGCCCUGACGGAAAAGUAUGUACAUUAGGUGAGAAUGAAGAGCAACGUCAACGACGAUUAGCUGAAGCAGAAGCAUACAGAAAAUAUGAAGAAAGUGAAAGAAGGAGACUGGGUGAUAAGGAGUACUUUAGAAGACAAGAAGAAAGAUUAAGACGAGAAAUGGCGGGUGGUGGGACAGGAAAAUAUCGAGGUGGGGCAUUGGGUGCUGAUUACGACAAGGAACAUGAAUCGGCACUGGACAUCCUACACCAACAAUUGCAAGCAAACGGAUCCAAAGUAUUGUAUCAACAACCUCAAACUGUUCUCACACAUUCUCAGGCUUCGGAGUGGCUUUCUUGUCCAAUGCCGAUGAAAGUGGAUAAGGCAGUGAAAGAUUCUGGAGACACCGCACGCCUACAUAAGAAGUUCGAAAGAAAACUAAAUGCCCUUGUCAAUGAUGUCACGCCACCACAGUUGGCUGACUGCAUGCAAGACGUCGUCAUUGAGGGUGCUCGAAGGCUAUCUGAAUUCUUUCUCUCGAAGAGUUAUAAUGCGCUUGUCAAAGAUGCACUUAUAUCAGAAAUGCAAAAGCGGGGAAACGAAAUACUUUCAGAAGUGGAUGGCGCUGCGGAAACGUAUUUCUUUGCGGCUCAAAGAUUAAAGAAAGCAGACUCAUUGGAGGUCCGGGAACCUUGCUACAGGGUCGCUAGUGAUAUCAAUAAGAAGUUGGACGACAUGAUCAAAGUUCGUCCUUUACCACGGAAACUAAGUUUGAUAAUGAAAGAUCACAUCAAAGACACUUCUAACUUUUUGUCUGCAAUGGUUACGAAGCCCGAUGAUAAAAUCGAGGCAUACGUCGCGUUGUUAGACGAAAUGGAAGCGGAAGGGGAUUUCAAUCUAGUAGAAGGAGAUAUUCCUAAAACAUAUAAAGAGGCUGCUGACUAUCUUCGUCAGCUGACGUCAAAUACAGAUAAGAUUAAUCGUCCCAACUCUUCAAUGCAAGCAGAAAUUCAGACAAACCUCAAACAACUGCUGGAUCAUGUUCCACCUAGUGGUUAUAGCCGAUCGGUUAUGAACUCCGUUAUUGCAGAAACAGCAGGUCUUUUGACCUCAUACGUAAUGCUCCAAGGAGCAAAAACAGCAGCAUUAAAAGAUCUUGUGCAAGAAAUGACGGAGGCAGGCGAUGGUGCACUAUUGAGACAUGGACCUAUCCGUAAAUCUUUCAAGGAGGGCGCUGAAUUGUUGCAAGGAAAAAAUAUAGAUCAACUCGUCGUGUCUAAUCCUGACCCUGUGGUUGCAAGAAAAAUUCAAAUAAAACUAGGCAAUUUGAUAGAGAGAAGUAGUUAUGCCAAUUUAUGUCACUUUAAUUAUGAAUGAAACUUUACAGAUGUCAUCGAAGACGCAACUAUGUACCUGGCUGUACAUCUCCUUGAACCUAAGGUGAUCCAGGUGUGCAAGUGUUACAAGAACGUGUUUGUGCAGUGCGAGCUGUGGUGUGAAGAGAUACUGCGACGCGUGACGCGGCCAUGUUGCACCUGCUCGCGACACGUGUCGGUGCAGGCCUUGAAAGACCUCGUGCCCGGGGAGAUCCUGAUCGCCGCAUCAGACGGCUCCCGCGUGUUCGCACCUGGCGUGGAUAUAUCCAUUAACCCUUGCCCUAGAAUGGCUAAACGCAAACGAGAUGAUAGCCCUGCAGUCCCCAGACCAUGUCCAGCUGCUUCUCCUACAUCUGGCUGCCAGAGCCGAACUCCAACUACUUCCUACGUCAUGUAUUCCACUUCACAUCAACGGUUUGGUUACGAUUCCCUACAAGCAUCAGCGGGCUCAAGUGAUUCACUACCUAUAACACCAAUGUCCUUUAGUCCUUCGCAACUUUCGAGAAGUAGCUCUCCCAUAAAAUCUCUCUUAAAAGAUAUUCACUCUGGAAAUGUUAACUUUUAUCAACAACAACAAGAACAAAUGCAGAUGUACGAAGUUGAAAAUCAGAAGCGACUACAUAGCGAGCCGUCAGUUUCAUACUUCUCUUCAACUAAUAAUUACAAUUUCGGAGAUUCACCUAGAUCGGAAUCGCCAGUUACCACCUGUCUCUCUCCGGAGUAUCCUUCCCCGAUGAUUAGUAAUAUUCAUAUAUCCGACGCGUCUAAAAUCACACAAGCUAAGAGUACAUACAGCUCCCGAACUCCAAUCAUAUCCACUGAUCAGAUGGCUGACUGGCAUGCCAUGAUGGUCAGUCUGAUGUGGAACAUGCAAGCAUGGAGGGAUUGGAUACAGGAGAUAUUUGAGCAUGCCUUAUCUUACCACAGUACUCCAAGCACACGAGAUACAUGGUCAUCAUUUCAAAGAAGGAUCACGACUGAAGCUCUUCAAUGGCGUCAGUACAGUGUGUUCUGUCAUCAACUUACAACACGUCUUCACAUACGCUACAAGGAUAGAGAAUUCGUGUCUCCGACGCGACCCACAGCCCAAACGAAAACUUAUAUAGCUUGUCAAGAGGAAAUGUUAAAAAUUAUCGAAAUGUUCAACAAAUGGACACAAUGGCUGACUUUGGUUGUCAAAGAAACCAAUACGUUGCAACAAAUGUCUGGCGCUGAAGAUAUUCCAUUACACCAAACGCGCUGGACUCACUUGAAGAUAAAGCUAGAUGGUUAUGCUAAAGAUUGGUCUAAAUACAACAUGUUUCUGAAAGGAUCCUGGGAGAAAAAAUACAGUUCUGUUAUUGAAGACUACUUGCCAGAAUGGAAGAAACCAGGUGCAGUAUGGGUGGUAAGCGCUUGUGGUGCGGUGCCCAGUGGCGCAGUCGCUGCGGGCGUGUUUGAUGGAGAAGUCACCUGGGUCGCCAGGACCACGCACAAGUCUAAGGUGCUCCCAGCAGCUUUGUAUCCUUCAAAACACUGCUGCUUGGUAUACGCUGAUGGCAUAGUCCAUAAAUACACAAAAUAUCAGGUAAUGUGUAACGCAGAAGUUCGUUGGGUGGCAUGGCGAGGUGGCUCAGUGGUAGCACGGGCAGUUCAAGUGGCACCAGGAGUAUAUGUAGGGAGAGUGCAACAUCGUGGUAACCACCUCUUGGGGGCUGUGCAUGAACCACACUAUCGCUGCCACGUGGUCUUCUUCGGGAGGCCCUUCGCCUUUAACAACUACGACCUCCUCAUGCUAGCAGAACCACGAGACGAGAAGACAUUCCCAUGAAGUAGUAGACCAAGUACAGCAAGCAGGUGACAGUGUACAUGGUUAUCGAUUUUGAAAUUAGAACACGGAAAUGAUUCCGUUCUUUUCUUUUCAUCUUUUUUAAUGAAAUUUCUUUGUAAUUAAUAGACAAACUGUCUCCGAUUGCUGUGCCAAGGUUAAGGGUAUGAAUGUUUUAUAAUCUAAUAAGAUAAUUACUGAUUAUAAUUCUGGGGAUUAAUACUUUAUCCAAUAUUUCAAAAGUAGUAGUCUUCCAGUAAGACUCGAAAUGACACUGGCUAGAUUGGUGUGAUCUUACCAAAUCGUGAUAGUUUUGUUGAUGUCUUGAGUUUUAUUU
This is a messenger RNA of Spodoptera litura, 8167 nucleotides long. The record is from RefSeq and is a predicted model, not a curated record. NCBI's taxonomy places the organism in Eukaryota, Metazoa, Arthropoda, Insecta, Lepidoptera, Noctuidae.